AUGGCCGCUGUGCAGCUAAUUGACGGGCUGUCCAGCUUGGGAUCUGGAAAAGGCCAAAUACAGAAAACAGGAAUUACUCAACCAAAGGCCCUCUGGGGUCGGCGAGCCAAUGUAUCGUGGGUUUCGAGUCUCCCGAGUAUGUUGUUGAUGGUCUCUGCGCCUCUUCUCGUACUCUCCAUUUCUGUAGCUCUCACCCACUAUGAGGGCUCAAUUACGAAGGUGUUCGGUGACUUUUAUUCGCAUGGCGCUCUUCCACUGCUUACGCGAUAUUGGCCAACUGUGACCACGCAGGGUGUCAAAGCGUACGUCUCCUGGCUGGUUUUUCAAGCAUUUCUCUACCAAGCCCUUCCGGGGAGAAUUGUGUCCGGCCCUCCCACUCCCGGGGGAUAUUCUCUACCAUAUAAAGUCAAUGGACUAUGGUCUUGGCUGGCAACCCUAAUUGUAUUUGUGGGUCUUGUUAAAGCAGGAAAGCUGGACCCCGCGUUUGUCGCAGUGCAUCAGGGUGAACUGAUAAUUAUUGCGAAUAUCUACGGAUUUUUGAUCACCGUUGGGUCGGUGAUCAAGUGCCAUGUAUUCACCCCGAACACGAGGGAUGUUCGAUUUAGCGGAUCCAUCAUUCACGAUUUCCUGUCUGGAGUGGAACUUAACCCCCGCCUGGGCAAGCUCUGGGAUUUGAAGCUGUUCCAGAUUGGACGUGUUGGGAUGAACAGCUGGGUGCUUGUUGAUCUAUCCUUUGCUGCUUUGCAGUAUCAGAAAUUUGGCUACCUCACAAACUCCAUGGCAGUGGUUAUUUUUCUACAUGCUUUGUAUGUGGUAGACUUCUUCGUCAACGAAGACUGGUAUCUAAGCACGAUUGAUAUUGCCCUGGAUCACUUCGGCUUCAACCUGGCAUGGGGAUCCGCUGUGUGGCUGCCCGUGAUUUACACUACGCAAGCACACUAUCUGGCUUAUCACCCAGUCCAGCUGUCCGGGCUCCAAUGCACACUACUUUUAGUCGCUGGAAUCGCAGGUUACGUGUUAUUCCGCUCUGCGAACCAUCAAAAGUAUCGCACGCGCCAGUCAAAGGGAGCCAACCUGAUCUGGGGCCAAAAGCCUUCCCUCAUUCGCGCAACCUACCAAACCGCUGACGGAUCGUCACAUGAGUCCAUGCUUCUACACUCCGGUUGGUGGGGAUGGGUCCGCCAUCCGAACUACAUCGGGGAUUUGAUUUUCUCGUUCUGCGCGUGUGCGGGCUGUGGCUUUGCGCAUAUCAUUCCCUGGACGUAUUUCUGCUUUAUGGCGAGUCUACUCAUCCAUCGGUCUCUGAGGGACGAUGCCCGUUGCUCAUCGAAGUAUGGUGACCGAUGGAGGGUGUACUGUGAGAUGGUGCCGUGGAGGCUCAUUCCGGGGGUCUUCUAA
Aspergillus nomiae NRRL 13137 is the source of this 1398-nucleotide messenger RNA. RefSeq names its product 7-dehydrosterol-delta 7-reductase. Gene Ontology annotation, biological process: brassinosteroid biosynthetic process; cholesterol biosynthetic process. The record is from RefSeq and is a predicted model, not a curated record. Gene Ontology annotation, cellular component: endoplasmic reticulum membrane. NCBI's taxonomy places the organism in Eukaryota, Fungi, Ascomycota, Eurotiomycetes, Eurotiales, Aspergillaceae. Gene Ontology annotation, molecular function: 7-dehydrocholesterol reductase activity. Bases 1 to 1398 code for a protein of 465 amino acids. The transcript has 5 exons.